This is a messenger RNA of Enhydra lutris kenyoni (northern sea otter), 2024 nucleotides long. RefSeq names its product centromere protein L. The record is from RefSeq and is a predicted model, not a curated record. Bases 61 to 1101 code for a protein of 346 amino acids. NCBI's taxonomy places the organism in Eukaryota, Metazoa, Chordata, Mammalia, Carnivora, Mustelidae. The transcript is spliced from 5 exons.
UUGAAGAAUGAUUCGUGAAGCCAGAAUGGGUGACAGCGUCAUCACGGCAUCUUAUUGAUCAUGGAUUCUUAUGAUACACCAGGAUCGACUCCUAGGCACAGUGCGUCCUCAAGGCUUAAAGAUUACUUUAUAGGUGCCACCCCUUUGCAGAAACGAUUAGAAUCAGUCAGGAAGCAGACUUCAUUUAUCCCAACGCCACCUCGAAGGAAAAUUCCUCAGUGUUCACAAUUACAGGAAGAUAAUGAUCCUCAAAAAGUUGCAUUCCUUCUGCAUAAACAAUGGACUUUAUAUAGUUUAACUCCCCUGUAUAAAUUCUCCUAUACUAAUCUCAAAGAGUAUUCUAGACUUCUGAGUGCAUUUAUUGCUGCUGAGAAGCAAAAAGGGCUUGCUGUGGAAGUGGGAGAAGACUUCAACAUCAAAGUGACUUUCUCCACUCUCCUAGGAAUGAAAGGAACACAAAGAGACUCUGAAGCCUUUCUCGUCCAGAUUCUGUCAAGAUCUCAAUUGCCAUCUGAGAACAGAGAACUUAAAGUGUUGUGGACUGGUUGGUUCUGCUGUAUAUUUGGAGACAGUCUUCUGGAGACUGUUUCAGAAGAUUUCACCUGUGUACCCUUAUUCCUUGCAAAUGGAGCAGAGACAAAUACAGCCAUAGUAGGAACAUGGUUUCAGAAAACUUUCGAUUGUUAUUUCAGUCCCUUAGCAAUCAAUGCUUUUAAUCUUUCCUGGAUGGCUGCUAUGUGGACUGCAUGCAAAAUGGACCAGUAUAUGGCUGCUACCGAAUUUCUUUGGUCUGUACCCUGUAGCCCUCAAAGUCUGGACAUUUCUUAUGCCAUACAUCCAGAGGAUGCAAAAGCUUUGUGGGACAGUGUCCACAAAACCCCUGGGGAAGUUACUCAGGAAGAAGUUGACUUAUUUAUGGACUGCCUUUAUUCACAUUUCCAUAGGCAUUUCAAAAUUCAUUUAUCAGCCACAAGAUUGGUCCGUGUUUCUACAUCUGUAGCUUCAGCACAUACUGAUGGAAAAAUAAAGAUUCUGUGUCAUAAAUACCUUAUUGGAGUCUUGGCAUAUUUGACAGAACUGGCAAUUUUUCAAAUUGAUUGAAGUCUUGUGGGGACUAUAAAUGAUGGAUUAUAUGCUUUUUUUCUCACUGAUUAUUUGCCUAAUUGCUAUUCUGAGAGGCCCCGCAGGAGAAAUAAGCAUCUGUCUCUGCAUCUGUUUUCCUCUCAGUGCCUUUGGAAUUGCCCAGAUGGAAUGGAAUUCAAGAAGGAUCUAGAAGAAAAAAGAAGGUGAUAGUGAAUGAAUCACAGCCAGGUGCUCCAUAAUAGUCAUGAUGAUCUGGGAUGGCAGUGUCUAGAAAAUGCUGAGUUGUUAUUUUCUUGGACCAUCUUUCUAAAAAAUAUGUAAUGUUUAUUACAUCAAAUUUUUAGGAUUCAAAUGAGGUAUCUCUAAUAUUAUUUCUGAUUUGGAUGUUUAAAACCGUCAGUUCCUUUUAAGCAUUUUAGAGUUGGAUCCAGAAAGAAUUUCUGUCUUCUAAAGACAUUUUCCUAGUAUCAUUUCACUGUAGAGAGCUGGCAAUUAAAAUCUCCAAAGGAACCUGGAGAUUAACAUACACUUUUUAAAGCCACUAAUAUGCUUCUGUUUUUAAUACUGUUCAAUUCUUAUUGCAAUGUUGAAUUAAAUAUUUUUAAAAUGAAGCAGUGUGUUUAUCAGUGUCUUGGUGACAGAUCUUUAAUGUAUCAAGAACGAGAAUUGUAGUCUUUUUCUCUAGCACAAAUGUUAUAAGCCAACAAUCAUAUAGAAUCAGAGGCAACUGUGAGUCUCUUGCGGGCAGAAAUUAUCUUAACUUUCAUGUCCCUAAUCUUGCUUUAGCACAGUACUUAGUAAAUAUCUGCAGGUUAAGUGAACGCAUUUUAACCAGCUCUUCCAUUUUAUAGAUGCAAACUAUGAGUUCGAGCAACCUGGGAGACUUGCCCAACUUGCUAUAUCGAUGUCUCUAAAUUUUAAUUUAUUGAGCAUAGGAAUAU